Populus nigra (black poplar) is the source of this 1931-nucleotide messenger RNA. RefSeq names its product B3 domain-containing transcription factor NGA1-like. The coding region runs from base 413 to 1630 and encodes 405 amino acids. NCBI's taxonomy places the organism in Eukaryota, Viridiplantae, Streptophyta, Magnoliopsida, Malpighiales, Salicaceae. The record is from RefSeq and is a predicted model, not a curated record. Gene Ontology annotation, molecular function: DNA binding; DNA-binding transcription factor activity. The transcript is spliced from 2 exons.
UUCUUUAAUAAGAGCAGAAAAAAGCAAGAAAAUACUUCUGCUGCAUCUCUUGUAGAGAGAGAAGCUUCUUGGAAACUAUAACCGGGAAGCAAAAAAAAAACCUCUCUCUCUCUUUCCCUCUGUGGUAGCUAGGUCAACCACAUGAUGAACAACUGGCUUUCUUUCAUUCCAAUACCGAAUUACCAACUGGCUUGUCUUGUUUAGGGUUUUGAGAGCUCCUUUUUGGUCAAAGAAGAAGGCACCGACUCUUUGGUUAGUUUGUACUGAGCUAGAUUGCUCCCCUUUAGCUUCUCUUGUUUGUGGCCUCACAGUUUUGAAAGAGAAAAUCUUCUGAACGAGAGACCAAAUCUUCUUUUCCAGGUGAGAUCUAGUGCGAUCAUAAGAAGCUCAAGAAUUUCUUUGGUGGAUCAUCAUGAACUUUGUUGGAGGAGAAAGAGGGUAUUUUGAUAAAGAAGAACAAGAAGAAGAGGAAGCCAUGUCAAGUAAGCUUCCCUUUGCUUCUCCUUGUACAUCAUCUUCUUCUAGCAAAUACAAAAAUUUUCUUCCUGAGCACCAGAAUCUGUGGCCUCGUUUAUUUGAUCAGCCACGGCAAGAUAGCGAAACCCAAGAACCAUCUCUCAAAUUUGUCAAGAAGCUAGAGUUCAUGGAAUUAUCUUUGGGAAAUAACAACGAAAGUGAGAGCUCUAGUACUGAUGCUGGUGGCGGUGCUAGUGAGUCUAUUGAGAGAGAGCACAUGUUUGACAAAGUAGUGACCCCAAGUGAUGUAGGCAAACUAAAUCGUCUUGUUAUACCAAAGCAACACGCAGAGAGGUACUUCCCUCUUGAUUCUUCAUCGAAUGAAAAAGGCCUCCUCUUGAACUUUGAAGACCGGAACGGCAAGCCAUGGCGGUUCAGAUACUCGUAUUGGAAUAGUAGUCAAAGCUAUGUAAUGACCAAAGGCUGGAGCAGGUUUGUCAAAGAGAAAAGGCUUUAUGCAGGUGAUAUUGUGUCGUUCCAACGCGGUGUUGGUGAGACAGGCAAGCACCGUCUUUUCAUAGACUGGCGACGCAGGCCUAAUGCACCAGAUCCAACAUCAUUCUCACAUUUAGAGCUCCAAAAUCAGCUACACUAUCCACAAUCCUUGCGGUGGGGCAGGCUGUACUCCAUGCCCCAAUCUAAUUUACCCAUGCAGCAACCUCAAUUGCAACAUUUGAAUUACAGCAUUCAUCCUUAUCAACAACAUCAACACCAUAAUCAUCAGUAUCAUUAUCAUCAACCGUCCAACAUUAGUUAUGGCAAUGCAGCGCAGUAUUACUUAAGGCCGCCGGCGAGUACGCUUCCAAUUGGGGCAGUGCAUGAACAAGGGGGAAGUCAUGUGCCAGUGGUGAUAGACUCAGUGCCAGUUGUUCAUGGUAAGACUGUGGGGAAGCGGCUCAGGCUGUUUGGUGUAAACAUGGAGUGUCCUACACAAAAUGACCCGUCAUCUUCGGUUACAAUGAUCAGACAUGGCACAUUGGAUUCACUCUCCCCUCGUUUGGCUUCCUCUUCUCUCCCUCCUCCUUUCCAAGUAAGGGAACCCACUGGUGCUCCAAUGCAAGCUGAGUUUUCAAAGAAAGGAAAGGCUUCCUUAUCUUUUGAUUUGGAUCUUUGAUCACACCUGCACAUCAAGUGAUGAAGAUCCCAUUUCUUUCGUUUCUAGCAAUUUAUAAGUUUUAGCCUUCUUUGAGUUUCUUUUUGUCGAUUGUUUAAAUAUUGUCGGUAGAUUAAUAGACGCGGUUUUGGGUAUAUUGUGAAGAGCAAGAGAUGGAAGAGAGGUGCAAGAAAUGUGGAGUUCGACAAAUCCUUCAACUGUGUAUAAUACAUAUAUACAGAUAAAUAUCAGGAAUAUUUCCAUCAUUGUUUUUCCUUUAGUAGUGACUUAACUUAUUGCUAUAUAAUAUAUUAAUUGUCUA